Ochotona curzoniae (black-lipped pika) is the source of this 2968-nucleotide messenger RNA. It is a transcript of the gene MS4A14, whose product is annotated as membrane spanning 4-domains A14. The record is from RefSeq and is a predicted model, not a curated record. The transcript has 6 exons. NCBI's taxonomy places the organism in Eukaryota, Metazoa, Chordata, Mammalia, Lagomorpha, Ochotonidae. Gene Ontology annotation, biological process: cell surface receptor signaling pathway. The coding region runs from base 114 to 2801 and encodes 895 amino acids. Gene Ontology annotation, cellular component: plasma membrane.
GCUGAGUGCAGCAAUAGCUAAGGGCUCCAUGUAACACUGGUGGAGAAACAGACCAUGAUCUUCACUGCAAUCUUCACACGCUGAUUCUCUUAAUGGAGUUCUACCACUGAGUCAUGGAGUUAUCAACCGAGGCGAAAAGAGCCAUUGCCUUGAAACCAUCACAGACUGUAUUGACUGCGUUUCCCUACAGACCUCACAGUACUCUGCUGGACCUGCUGAGGGGAGAACCCAAAGUCUUGGGGGCUGUCCAGAUCCUGCUUGCUCUGAGCAUCUUGGGCAUUGGGAUUAUAUUUCUACUUAGUUAUAUCAGUUUCUCCAUUGAAUUCCCUGUCGUCUUCCUCACAGGAUACCCAUUCUGGGGAGCACUGAUCUUUCUUCUUGCAGGAUGCCUCACAAUAACUGACAAAUCAAAAAAACUUCUGGGACUUGGCAUCACAACUGUACAUGUUAUCAGCUGCCUGGUUGCAGUAGCCGGGAUUGCUCUCACUAUCCUAAGCUAUCCAAAGCAACACAGAUUCUGCCAAAACUACCAGCCUUCCUUUGAAGGCGUAUGUGCCUUAGGUAGAAUAAUGCUCAUGGGAAUUCUUUCAAUUUUACUGAUCAUUAGCAUAGUAGAGCUCAGCAUCUCUGUGAGUGUCGCAUCCCUUAGAGCCAAGUGCUGGAUGAGAUCAAAUGAGGUUGUGUUUUUCUUGCCUGCAGAUAUUACUCAAAAUAGUGAACAGUCUGCUACUCCAGAAGAAAAUGUUCAACUAAAAUUUGAGCUUCAAAAUGAUUCUAUCAGUGAGGAUGCAACAAAAACAGAGAUUGUUUUCUUUGGAAGCUAUGCUUUUUUCAAGUUAAAAGUCUCAAGGAUUACUUCUAGCUCCCCACCCACGUCACAACCACAUCCAACAGAUAGAGAUGAUUAUGAGACAACUUCUGGUUCUGUGCCAGAUAUUCCCCUAUCAUUUAAGUUUUUAGGGGAAGAAAAUAAAUUAAAAAAAUUGUCUCCCAUAUUAGAGAAAAAGAUCUCAACUGAGAAAAAGAGCUCAGAUGAUAUAAUAUAUGCUCAGCCAGAUUUUACAACCGGGCAACAAAAAGAUAAAGAGAUUGAAUAUGCUUCAGUACAACACCCACAAAUGCAAUUACAGUUGCUGAAGGAUGAAGAUUUACCAAUCAAAAAUUUUCUAAUUGAUUCUGUACAAAAUCCCCAAACUUUUCCACCAAAUGAUUUGCCAUCCCAAGCUCUGAUAGUACAACAAACACCAGGAAAAGGCUUGCUCAAUAACUCUCCACCAUCCCAUAUAAUAGAAUCUUAUGACUUGACAUCUGAAGACUUGCCCUUCCAAGAUAUACCGUCCAUAGACAAACUAUCCCAGGACACAAAAUCCCAGGACAUGCAACUUACAACUAAGUCAUCCCAAGACACACCAUCCCAGCACAUAAUAUCUGAAGAAAUGCAAUAUGGAAUUGUGCCAUCACAAGAUAUAUGGUCCCAAAAUUCAAAAUCCCAAAGCAAAUCAUCCCUUGACAAGUUGACCCAAAACAUGCCAUUUCAAGACGUAACUAAAAGCACAUCCCAAGACACAUUGUCACAAAAUACACCUUCUCAAGACAUGACAUUUCAAACACUUUCAACACAUGUGCAGAUUUCUAGCACACAACAGCUGUCUGAGCAAUCCCCAGAUCAUCAACCACAGAACGUACAAGCUCAAAAGCAGCGAUCUUCACAAGUUUUGUAUCAAGACAUUCAAUCAGAAGUGUCGGAACUAACCCAAGGAUGGAAAUCUCUAGAGCAACUUCAUGGCAGGAAAUCCUCAAGACGGCAUUCCUCAGACUGGCAGAGCAAAGAGGAGCAGUCCCCAAGGAGGCAUUCUUUAGAACUACAAUCUAAAGGCUCACCACCUGCAAAGCGAAAAUCUAUAGACCAACAAAUCAAAGGUUGGCUAUUCCCAAGGAGACAUUCCGUAGAUAAGAAAACCCAGUAUACUCAGACAUCAGAGCAAUUGUCAGAGCAGCAAACUGAGGAUCAGCAGGCCAAGGUGGGGCAGUCCUCAGAUAGGGAAGGGGACCAAGUCCCAAAAGAACAAUUCAGUGACAGGCAAAGUGAAGAUCAAUUAGCUGCUAAGAAGCAAACUCAGGGUCGACACACAGAAGACCAGUGCGGAUCACCCUCAGGCUCACAAUUUCUUGAAGAGCAACCUCCAGAAUGGACAACUCAGAACUGGCAGUCUUCUAAUCAGCAGAAUCAAGACUGGAGAAAGAACAACUGGCAAAAUAAAGACUGGAAAACACAAGAAUGGCAGUUUGAAAUGCAGCCUUCCCUAAACUGGGAACCCCAAGCCAGGCAAACCCAAGAUCAGUUAGAGGAAGAAACCCUGAAGCAGAAAGCUCUACAACAAGAAGACCAGACUCAGCACACCAUGAAAAGAUAUUACUUUGGUCAGCAAUCACAGCAUUUUCUGUGUCAAGACAGUCAAAACCAAGAUAAGAACCAGCAAAACUUUCUAUUCAGAUUUACAAUGAAAGAAGAUACACAAACAGAAAGGAUGCAAAUAACAGAUAACCAACUAGCAGACACGAAAUACAGAGACCAACAACUAGUGGACUUGCAAUCAGAAGACAUGAAGCCAGAUUGCCACCCUUCUUCCUCCCAAAGCUUAGAACAAGACACAUGUCUAGCUUACUCUUCCAAUAUAGGUUCUGAACAAGAUGUGCAACAGAACACUUCAGUUUGCUCAGAUUCAUACAAAGAAGACCUGAAUUUCCUUUCAUCCUCUUGUCAUUCAAAAGAGCAACAGCAAUCAGAAGAAUCUGACUAAAAUGCAGAGUCCACCAAGUACCACAUAACAUCAAUAAUGAAACUGAAUGAACAAAAACCCAAAUUGUCUCCUCUAAUGUGUGUGCACAACUCUGAUUGCUUCACCAGAAAAUCAAGGACAAGCGGAACACUCAAAGAGGUUGUCCUUAAUUGAAAUAAAUGACAUCA